Messenger RNA from Acanthisitta chloris (rifleman), 1101 nucleotides. RefSeq names its product PR domain containing 5 (gene PRDM5). Gene Ontology annotation, biological process: negative regulation of DNA-templated transcription. The record is from RefSeq and is a predicted model, not a curated record. Lineage: Eukaryota; Metazoa; Chordata; Aves; Passeriformes; Acanthisittidae. Gene Ontology annotation, molecular function: DNA-binding transcription factor activity; RNA polymerase II transcription regulatory region sequence-specific DNA binding; protein binding. The transcript is spliced from 9 exons. The annotation marks the transcript as partial. Gene Ontology annotation, cellular component: nucleus.
GGUGAAAAGUUUGGCCCCUUUGCAGGGGAGAAGCGAAUGCCACAGGAACUGGAUGAGAACACAGACUGCAGGCUCAUGUGGGAAGUUCGUGGGAGCAAGGGUGAGGUCCUCUAUAUCCUGGAUGCAAGCAACCCACGCCAUUCGAAUUGGCUGCGAUUUGUCCAUGAGGCUCCAUCACAGGAACAGAAGAACCUGGCAGCCAUUCAGGAAGGGGAAAAUAUUUUCUACCUGGCUGUGGAAGACAUUGAAACAGACACAGAACUUCUGAUUGGGUACUUGGAUAGUGACAUGGAAGAAGAGGAGGAGGAGGAAGAAGUAACUAUCAUCCAGGAAGAUGAAGACAGUGGCAACAAUAAAGAAGUGCAACCAGCUGGUGAAAAAAUUGCAGAUCCCCUCACCUGUAAAGAGGACCAUGCAUGCCCAAACUGUGAAUCCAGUUUUGCCAGCCAAGAGAUUUUAGCUGAACACCUUCAGACUUUGCACCAAAAACCCAGUGAGGAAAAGGAAUUUAAGUGCCGAAAUUGUGGAAAGAAAUUCCCUGUUAAACAAGCUCUACAAAGACAUGUACGUCACUGCACAGAGAAUAUCAGCCCAGGAGACUCUUCCAGAAGUUUUCAGUGCUCUGUUUGCAAUACUUCCUUCAGCUCAGAAUCGAGUUAUGAGCAGCACAAGGAGGCAUGCAGAGGGGAUGCCAGAUUCAUAUGCAAGGCAGAUAACUGUGGGAAGAGGUUCAAGAGUAAGGAUGCCCUGAAAAAACAUAAAGAAAAUGUUCACAGUGGAAAUUCUAGGAAGAAGCUGAUGUGUUCAGUGUGCAGUAAGAAAUGUUCCUCAGCAGCAAAUCUCCAAGAGCAUCGAAAGGUCCAUGAGGUCUUUGAGUGUCAGGACUGUGACAAGAAAUUUAUUUCGGCCAACCAGCUAAAACGCCACAUGAUAACUCAUUCAGAAAAACGCCCCUACACCUGCGAGGUUUGCAAUAAGUCCUUCAAACGACUUGAUCAAGUGACUGCACACAAAAUAAUACACAGUGAAGAUAAACCUUAUAAGUGCAAGCUUUGUGGAAAGGGAUUUGCCCACAGAAAUGUUUACAAGAAUCACAAGAAG